Molecule: messenger RNA, 1866 nt
Organism: Daucus carota subsp. sativus
Lineage: Eukaryota; Viridiplantae; Streptophyta; Magnoliopsida; Apiales; Apiaceae
Product: calcium/calmodulin-regulated receptor-like kinase 1
Exons: 8
Coding region: 379-1680 (433 amino acids)
Biological process (GO): protein phosphorylation
Molecular function (GO): ATP binding; protein kinase activity
Source: RefSeq, a predicted model, not a curated record
AUAGACUAUAGACAUACUGCAUUGACGCAUUUUUUAAUGUCCAAACGGCGAGUCUCAUUAUACAGACGUGAAUGUAGAGUUCCAGUAGUAACCCCCUCUCUCCCUCCUUUCCAUCCCUCUCUCUCCUGUGCAUCUCUUUCUCUCUUCCCUCUCUCCUGUGCAUCUCUCUCCCAUCUCUCUCCUGUGCAUCUCUCUCCCCCGGCGCCGAUCAACUUCACACUGCAAGUGUUUGUUAAACAACUCCAUACUUGAUCUGACACUAAACAAAACAACAGGAUUAUAAAUUCUUUUGGUUGAACUGGUGUACAAAUUGCCUCUGAAUGGACUGGAUGCUUGGAUAGUAUAAAUAUUUUAGAAAGCGAAAAAAAGGACAGGGAGAUGAAAGCCUUGUCAUCAGGUCUGAUAAUCGGGGUAUCGAUAGGAGUUGUGAUUGGUGUGCUUUUGGCAAUAUGUGCAUUUUUCUGCUUUAGGAUCCAUAGUAAACGUUCCCAGAUUGGAAACAGUAGUUCUCGCCGUGCUGCUACUCUUCCAAUUCGAACAAAUGGUGCUGAUUCUUGCACUGUUUUAUCCGACUCGUCUUUUGGAACAGCUGAUUCGCCUAAAAUUUCUGUGAAUAAUAAUGGCAUGUCUUCUUGGCUUGGAGGGCUUAAAAAGGCUAAUGUGCUUUCUGCUUCGGGGAUAUUGGAGUACUCUUACAAGGAUUUGCAGAAAGCGACAUGUAAUUUUACAGCUUUGAUUGGCCAAGGGGCAUUUGGUCCUGUUUACAAAGCUCAAAUGUCAACUGGUGAGGUUGUUGCUGUUAAAAUGCUUGCAACUGAUUCUAAGCAAGGGGAAAAAGAGUUCCACACGGAGGUUAUAUUAUUGGGGAGACUACAUCACAGAAACCUUGUCAAUUUGAUUGGAUACUGUGCAGAAAAGGGGCAACAUAUGCUAAUAUAUGUCUACAUGAGUAAGGGUAGCCUGGCUUCUCACUUGUAUGGUGAGAAGCAUGAACCAUUAAGCUGGAAUCUGAGGGUCCAAAUUGCUCUGGACGUGGCAAGGGGGGUGGAGUAUCUUCAUGAUGGGGCAGUUCCUUCCGUGAUACACCGGGAUAUCAAAUCUUCCAAUAUCUUGUUGGAUCAGUCCAUGGGAGCCAGGGUAGCUGAUUUUGGACUUUCAAGGGAAGAUAUGAUAAACAGACAUGCAUCGAAUGUACGUGGAACUUUUGGAUAUCUAGAUCCAGAAUAUAUAUCAUCUCGGACGUUCACCAAAAAGAGUGAUGUUUACAGUUUUGGAGUAUUACUCUUUGAACUUAUUGCAGGAAGGAAUCCACAACAGGGUUUAAUGGAGUACGUUGAGCUUGCGGCAAUGAACACUGACGGGAAAGUUGGGUGGGAGGAAAUAGUUGAUCCUAAUCUUGGUGGGAAGUUUGAUGAUCAAGAACUGAACGAUGUGGCGGCUCUUGCAUAUAAAUGUGUUAACGCUGUAUCUAAGAAACGGCCGUCAAUGAGGGACAAUGUUCAGGUUCUUUCACGGAUUCUCAAACAUAGGCAUGGGAGAAAUCAUCUCAAACAUUCAUUAUCCACUGCUGCCGAUGAGCUUACAAUCAAUAUGGACCAGUUAGAAAGUAGGAGUAAAUUGACCCAACACCAACGAGAUGAGUCUAUGGACAGCAGCAUAGCUGACUCUUGUGAACUCUAACGACAGUUUUUUCUCAAUUGUUUAUUAUUUUUUUCCUUUGUUUUUGUUUUCCCUGUAAUAUAUUCCCGGCUUUAUAGGAAGUAGAAACACUUCAUAUCUUAAUCAUCCCGAGUUUGGAUUUAUGACAAGAUGGGAGUUGGUUGAGUGUAUCUUCUCAUUCUAGUGUAAUAUUACAAAUAUCUGCUA